UACAUAUAACAUUACAAUUUGUUGCUUCUAUUCAUUCCUUCCUUCCUUCCUAUGAUUAUGCUAUGAAGUUGAUGAUGAAUGAGUACAAUGAGUUUUGUCCACUCUCCUAUUUGGAUUCCCCAUUUCAUGAUUUUUAUGUCUUUGAAGGAUGUCGAACUUUUUCAGAGGUUGAUUCUUCAUUUGCACCCUCCAACAUUAAUGAUCAUCAGCAUCACUUUCAUAUCUCGUCUUCUUCUUUUCAUUCACCAAAUCCUCAAGCAGCUCAACAUCAAUCAAGCUGUUCCCAAGAGUUUGAUGGUGAGCAUUGUUCUUGGUCAUGUGAGGAGUUGAGGCCAAAUCACAACAAAAAGUUAAAAUCGAGUAUGGUUUCUAAGACACGAAUUAAAUGGACAGAACAACUUCACCAAAAGUUCAUCAAUUGCGUCGAUCAGCUCGGAGGCGCACAAAAAGCCACACCAAAGCAACUCCUUCACUUAAUGAAAACUAAAGGAUUGACUCUCAUCCAUAUAAAAAGCCACUUACAGAAAUAUCGAAUUUCCCAGCAGAUUCAAGAACUUUCAAAAGCAGGAAAAUCUGAGAGACAAAUUAACAAGAAAGAACCGAUGCAUGGUAGCCAGAACAUAGGGAAGCAGCUGAUGGAAGCAGUGACACAACUUCUUCAUGCUCAAAGUAGUUUGAAUGAACAAUUGGAGGUUCAGAAGAAAUUGAUCUCAGCCAUUGAAGAACAAAUGAAGCAACUGAGAGGAGUUUUAAAACUAAGAAGGAAAACUAUUGUAUUUAGAAAAGACUAAGAGAAAAUAAAAUGGACUUCGCUUUGAUCAGAAAAGUGUGUUCUGUUCCUGGCAA
Molecule: messenger RNA, 846 nt
Organism: Cucumis melo (muskmelon)
Lineage: Eukaryota; Viridiplantae; Streptophyta; Magnoliopsida; Cucurbitales; Cucurbitaceae
Product: myb family transcription factor PHL5-like
Exons: 7
Coding region: 63-791 (242 amino acids)
Molecular function (GO): DNA binding; DNA-binding transcription factor activity
Source: RefSeq, a predicted model, not a curated record